AUGGCGGCCAACUCCGCGGCAGAGAAGGCGCGGGCCCUGGAGCAGUGCGAGAGAGAUCUGGACGUGGCGAUCGAGCGCCUGGUCAACCUGCGGUUAGAUGCCGCCGAACAUGGUGCGCAUCAUGAUGACGUCCACCCCGCCACCGCCGCCGAAGAAGAAGAAGAAGAAGAGCAGCAUGUUGAUCCGUCAGACGGCAGCGACGACGACCGCACGGACCAGUGGAUCGAGAGACUCAUGGAAGCGAUGGCGAGCGCCGAGAACUGGGGCGACGCCAGGGCCCGCGCCGCCAGGCUCCUGGAGGACUUCGACGCCUCCGUGGCCACCGCCUGCCGCGCGGAGCGAGACGUGGCGCUGAUGCAGAAGGGCCACCUGAAGAAGGUGGUCCGGGCGCAGUACUGGCUGAUAAAUGAGAAGGCGGCGGCGAACCGGGAGCUCCAGCGGCAGCUCGCCGGGUGCCAGGAGCGCGUCAGGAGCCUGGAGACGGAUAACUACGCGCUGUCCAUGUACCUCCGGAACGCGCAGCCGCAACCGCAGGGGGGCUCCAUCACCGGGCCGUUCCACCCGGAGGUCUUCUGA
Sorghum bicolor (sorghum) is the source of this 576-nucleotide messenger RNA. RefSeq lists its product as uncharacterized. NCBI's taxonomy places the organism in Eukaryota, Viridiplantae, Streptophyta, Magnoliopsida, Poales, Poaceae. The record is from RefSeq and is a predicted model, not a curated record. The transcript has a single exon. The coding region runs from base 1 to 576 and encodes 191 amino acids.